GGGUAGGCUGCUAGACUGCACUCCAGGAGCCUCAAGCCUUGAACACUGCACUUGGAGGCUGUAAAGGAGACAGACUCUGCAUCAUGAACACUCUGUCUGAAGAAAACGGCACCUUUGCCAUCCACGUUUUAAAGAUCCUUUGUCAGAACAACCCUUCAAAAAAUGUAUGUUUCUCUCCUGUGAGCAUCUCCUCUGCUCUAGCUAUGGUCCUCUUGGGGGCGAAGGGAGACACUGCAGUCCAGAUAUCUCAGACACUUGGUUUAAACACAGAAGAAGACAUUCAUCGGGGCUUCCAGUGGCUUCUAAGAAACCUGAACAAGCCAGAAAAAAAAUACUUGCUUAGAAUGGCCAAUAGGAUCUUUGCAGACAACACUUGUGAAUUACCCCCAACCUACAAGGAGUCCUGUCUUCAGUUCUACCACUCGGAGCUGGAGCAGCUGUCCUUUGCCAAAGAUCCAGAGGAGUCCAGGAAGCACAUAAACACGUGGGUCUCCAAACAGACUGAAGGGAAAAUUCCAGAAUUGUUGUCAGAUGGUUCAGUUGAUUCAGAGACCAGGCUGAUUCUUGUCAACGCCUUAUAUUUCAAAGGAAAGUGGCAUCAACAGUUUUACAAAGAAAGCACAGAGGAAAUGCCCUUUAAAAUAAACCAGAGUGAGGAAAGACCAGUGCAGAUGAUGUUUCAGGAAGACAUAUUUAACCUCGCCUACGUGAAUGAAGUACAGGCACAGGUGCUGGUGAUGCCCUACGAGGGCCUGGAGCUGAGCUUUGUGGUCCUGCUCCCGGAUGAUGGUGUGGACCUCAGCCAGGUGGAAAGCAAUCUUACCUUUGAGAAGUUAACAGCCUGGACCAAACCAGACUAUAUGAAGAGAAUUUAUAUAAAGGUUUUCCUUCCAAAAUUUAAAUUGGAAGAGGAUUAUAAAAUGGAGUCUGUAUUUCAGCACUUGAGAAUGAUGGAUGUCUUCCAAGGAAGCAAGGCUGAUUCAUCAGCAAUGUCUCCAGAAAAAGACCUAUGUCUGUCCAAGUUUGUUCACAAGAGUGUUGUGGAGGUCAAUGAAGAAGGCACCGAGGCUGCAGCAGCCUCGGCCAUCAUAAGUUUUUACUGUGCUUGUAUACUUGUCUUAACAUUCCGUGCAGACCGCCCCUUCCUGUUCUUCAUCAGGCACAAUGAAACCAAUAGCCUCCUGUUCUGUGGCAGGUUCUCCUCUCCAUAGGCACAAUUACCAUGUCAGGAACAGUUCUCAAUUCAGCAUCUUGAGAACUCCUGUAACGCUGUGAAGACGGGCAUAUGGCAGAACCAUGUUCCAAGGUGAGGGCACAUUUCUCCUGGCACUCUGAUCUUCAGAUGUCCUCAUUCAUUUCCCCCUUUCCUGACCUUAUCUAUGGCAUUUGCCGGGUCUCAGGGCCACAGAGUGCUUUGGUUCCCUGUUACGUAUAACAACAAAAGAGGCAAACAAUUCCACAAGGUAACCACAAAGUUCGCUAAGGGGACCUUAAUAAGCACCCCUCACACUGCACUGACAAAUCAUGCCAACUAUAUAUUCUGUGCUUUCCUGGCUCCUCAACUCUUGCCAUCACUUGUCUUAAUCUGUACACAUGAGAAUAGACACUUCUGUGGAUGAUGACUCCUAUUGCAGUUUUCCAAGUGAUUGGUCCUUAAUGCACACUUUAAUAUUACUUUUCUUUGCUGUCCACCAGUCACCAGGUGUGUGCCCACCACUGUGCUAGUCUUGGGGGCAGAUGCAGACAGUGUGGUCCUCCUCCAACAGCUGGACUUCACUACUUUUUCUCAAAUUAUCUCUCUGCCAUGACAGCUACCUCGAACUACUAUAUUUCCUCUUUGCUGAAAUCAUGAUUCUUUAAACUAUUGUUUUUCUCCACAAGCAAUUGUACUAGUCAAAUUCUGU
Molecule: messenger RNA, 1904 nt
Organism: Alexandromys fortis (reed vole)
Lineage: Eukaryota; Metazoa; Chordata; Mammalia; Rodentia; Cricetidae
Product: serpin B9-like
Exons: 7
Coding region: 84-1211 (375 amino acids)
Cellular component (GO): cytoplasm
Molecular function (GO): serine-type endopeptidase inhibitor activity
Source: RefSeq, a predicted model, not a curated record